GGAACAUAUGACAAGAGUUUCGGUUUUGUCUCAUUUUCUGUUUCCAAUUUUUGUGUUGUUGUUUUGUUCACUUCAACAAUUAGUAAUUAAACAUCAGUUAAUUGUCACCCAUUAGGUACAAUUGAUUAGCAAUCAUCUCUGAAUCAGUGAGAGACUGUUAAUUUCUACCUGGUAAAUUUACUUAAAGAUUAGAUUGAUAUUAGAAUAAAAUGGGCGACUGUAGUAGCGGCGGUGGUGGUGGCAGCUCAUCUUCGGAUCAAAGCUUAUCGAUUAUUAUUAAAUGGGCUAAACAAGAAAUCUCCCUGGAUCAAGAGUGUCUUCAACUUGAUGAUACAGUUGAACAUUUGAAAAAUGUCAUCUAUCAUAAAACUGGUGUCCAACCAACAAGACAGAAAUUAUUUGGUCUAAAGUAUAAAGGAAAACCAGCUGAAGACGAUGUUAAAUUGGGUGAACUUAACUUAAAACCAGGAACCAAAUUAAUGAUGAUUGGAAGUACCGAAGAUGCCAUUCAAGAUGUGGCCGCCGCUGUUCCCAAUAAUGAAGUGAUCAAUGACCUGGACAUACCCGAAGAGUGUAUUAUACCUGUUAGUCAGCGACAAGAAUUCUUGGCUAAAAUUGAGAAAAGAGUUGCUGAAUAUAAGGUUACCAUUUUUAAUCCACCAAGAGAAGGGAAAAAGCUUCUUGUUUUAGAUAUUGAUUAUACUUUAUAUGAUCAUAAAUCAACUGCUGAACAUGUUUCACAAUUAAUGCGUCCAUAUUUACACGAAUUUUUGACCUCAGCCUAUGAAGAUUAUGAUAUUGUUAUCUGGUCUGCUACCUCAAUGAAAUGGAUAGAAAUUAAAAUGAGAGAAAUGGGUGUCCACCCGAAUCCCAAUUUCAAGAUCAUGUUCUUUCUCGACUCUAGUGCUAUGAUCAACAUUAUGUCUCCCGAUUAUGGUCUUCUAAAUGUUAAACCCUUAGGCGUAAUUUGGGGUAAAUUUCCUCAAUACAAUUCAAAGAAUACAAUCAUGUUUGAUGAUAUUCGUCGAAAUUUCCUGAUGAAUCCUCAAAACGGUCUUCAUAUCGUUCCAUUUAAAGAGGCUUACAAAAAUCGACACAAAGACAAGGAAUUAUUAUAUUUAUCUCGUUACCUUAAACACAUCGCUAAAUUGAAAGAUUUAUCUUCUCUUAAUCACAAACAUUGGCACCGAAAAAUACCCCGUGAUUAACUGAUCAUGUCCAAGUUUCAACCCGAAUCCAAGACCAGACACACAACAAUCAAAGAAAAGGAUAUUUAUCAAAACCAAUUCUUUUUUUAUAACUUCCAAUCGAUGGACAAUCACUAAAUUAACAAAUUCCUCAAGAAUCUUGAUAAUCAGUACAUGAAAGUGUUCAAUGAACACGAUACAAAGUUUGAUUAAAUUGUUCUUGGUCAACAAUAA
Molecule: messenger RNA, 1421 nt
Organism: Panonychus citri (citrus red mite)
Lineage: Eukaryota; Metazoa; Arthropoda; Arachnida; Trombidiformes; Tetranychidae
Gene: Ublcp1
Product: ubiquitin-like domain-containing CTD phosphatase 1
Exons: 6
Coding region: 210-1208 (332 amino acids)
Biological process (GO): protein dephosphorylation
Cellular component (GO): nucleus
Molecular function (GO): protein serine/threonine phosphatase activity; protein binding
Source: RefSeq, a predicted model, not a curated record